This is a messenger RNA of Myodes glareolus (Bank vole), 470 nucleotides long. Its product is annotated as E3 ubiquitin ligase TRIM40. The record is from RefSeq and is a predicted model, not a curated record. NCBI's taxonomy places the organism in Eukaryota, Metazoa, Chordata, Mammalia, Rodentia, Cricetidae. Gene Ontology annotation, molecular function: metal ion binding.
UGCAAAUCACCCAGUGUAGGGGCUGGUGAGGUGGGGACCAUGGUUCCUCUGUACAAGGACAACGAGGAGGACAUCUGUCCCAUCUGCCUGGAUCCCGUGAAGGAGGCUGUGAGGACAGACUGCGGCCACCUCUUCUGCCGAAUGUGCCUGACCCAGCACAUGGAUAAGGCCUCAGUCUCUGGGGUCCUCAGCUGCCUAGUGUGCAGGAAGCCCUAUUCUGAGGGGGUCCAUGGGGACUGUUAUAUCUGCUUCAGCCACCAGAAGAGGGUGUGCAUGUUCUGUGAGGCAAGCAGACAUCUCCUGUGUGUGGAAUGCCUCAAGUCCCCCGAAUACCAGGCCCAUGCUGAGCUCUCCAUUGAAAAUGCCAUCAGCCACUACAAGGUAAGGCUGUGCCACCCCCACCUGACCCUGCCACUGGCUCCACGAGUUACUUCUUCUAAGCCUGGUUUCUCACAGAUGCUGUGACUGAC